This is a messenger RNA of Odontomachus brunneus, 2745 nucleotides long. Its product is annotated as PE-PGRS family protein PE_PGRS33. The transcript is spliced from 7 exons. NCBI's taxonomy places the organism in Eukaryota, Metazoa, Arthropoda, Insecta, Hymenoptera, Formicidae. The record is from RefSeq and is a predicted model, not a curated record. Bases 227 to 1213 code for a protein of 328 amino acids.
GCCGAGGAGCGGGUCUCGCGAAUAGAGUGAGCCGGAGGACGCCCCACCUGCAGGAGGCGAGGCUGUCGCGUGGUACUCGCGCUGUUCGAUUCUCGAUUCUCGAAGGGGCACACAUGCUCGCCUUCGCGUUCCCCUUCGGCUCCGUAAGAUAUCGGGACCUCCUUCACCGUGGUCCUCAAACGAGCCUCGUACUUCGCCAGAUCAACAAGUGAAGAGGAUUUUCAAGAUGCGGAUUUUCUGUGCGCUCUGCGGGUUGUUCCUGGCCGUUGCCAUUGUCAAUUGUAGUCCCAUAGUCAAGAGAGAAGCGGAUAAGACACUGAAGGACCUCGAUCCAUUGAACGAAGUCUACGUUUUCGAGGUCGAUGAUGACACGGACAAAGGCGAGAAUCCCGACAGAGAAAAGAGGAAGAUCGGCCUCACGCUUGGCGUGACAAAUGGCGUCAUCAACUUCGUGUUUGGUAAACUGGAUUCCUUAUUGGACGCGAAAACAAAGGCGCUCGCGGUACUUGACGAUUCCAACCGUGCGAAAAACGCUGCUUUCGGGAUCGACCCCAAGCAUUCUGCCACUUCGCAAUUCAUCAGCAAUUUAGUGUCGCAGAAAAUUCGUGCUGCGACAGGUAGUAUUGGCCCGGUCAUCAACAGUGCGACCACACUGGUUUCAGGAGCGGCGGCCGGUCUGGCAAACUCGUUAGUCUCAAAGGUCGCACCUUUGAGUUCGCUCUCCGGUGGUCUCUCCGGGGGUGCUGGCACUGGAGGCCACGCAGGUGACGGCGGAGCGCCCGCCGGAUCUGCCAUUAUAGGCAAUCUCUUGACCGCGGGUCUCAACACCCUGUCGACCCUGAGUCAAAGCAGCGGCGGUACGAGCGGCGGUACCGGCGGCAGUGCUGGGAGCGGCACUUCCAGCGGAAGCGACACCGGCGCCAACCUCGGUGGUGGAAUUAAUAUCGGAGGUUUCGCCAAUUUAGGAGGGAAUAAGGCCCGUACUGUCACUACCACAGAGGACACGCCCGUGUUCGACAGGUCGAAGGUGUCCUUGGAGAUACCGUCGGCGGCUUUCGGCACCAGCUUCACUCUGCUGACAAACGUUAGCAAAGUUCUCAACAGCGUGAUCAUGAACUCAGCCCGUCGAACGCAGACGGUCCUAGAGGUCUUCAAGCCGUUCUUCCGCGGUACUUUCGCCAUAAAAGGCCUGCCAUCGGACAAUCCGCAUUGAAUAGUGGCUGCCGCUCAGCAGCCCAUAGAGAAGUUGCUCAAUAAUCGUCUCCUCAUCGCGCGAAGGAGACAUCCUGGUUCCACACCAAACAAAAGCAAACUAAUUUAGCUCGUGGAGUCUAUUCCGUAGUCCUUGACCGUAUAGAUGGUUUCUUAGGUCUAAUUUAAGUGAAAUGUGUUUACAUCGCCGCGUUCCUCCACGGUGAUACCCUUGUUAUCACUGUCAUUUAUAGAUUGUUAUUUAUAGCGCCAUAUUCUCGUCUCGUUCCUCAUCCAUCCUUGAACGAUUUGCACGUUCGUUUUCUCUUUUAUCGCCAGACGCUUUCAAACGCGUUUCUAAUAACUAAAGAGAUACGCAUUUUAUGUAGGAAAUAAAUAUUUAUACAUGUGUUUAUAUGUAUAUAUGUAAAUUAAAUGCAGGUGAGAGAUAAUUUUGUAGGAAAAUAAUUUAAUCAAAUUUUAAUUAAAUAACGUUAUAUAACGUGAAAUAAUAACUUGGAAUACUGUAAAAUGAGGACUAGAGAAAGGAAAGAAAGAGAGAGACAGACAGACAGACAGACAAACAGAGAGAGAGAGAGAGAGAGAGAGAGAGAGAGAGAGAGAGAGAUAAAGAGCAACGAAAUAGAAAGAGCGACGAUCAAACUAGUUUAUACGUCAUAAGACUUGAAUCCUGUACUAAUUGAAACAGUAAAUAACUUUUACUUUAGGAGACUUCCCGGCAUAUCGAUUCGCCACGAAAUAUCUAUCUACUCGUUUGUAUAAGCAAAUAACUGUUGCGAAACACAUGCUCCUGAUAUCUCACAAAAAUAUAAAUACUUCGUUUUCCAUUUUAUUUGGUGCCACACAUAUAUAAGAAUUUUAUAGAACAUAAAAAACAUGUUCUGCAAGAACAUGCAAGAAUAGCGCAUGUUGGCUAACGCGAUGGUUUGUCGCACAGAUGACCUAGUUGUAAUUAUUAUAGAAGAUCAGGCGGUCGAGGUACUUUAUCUGACGACAUCAGGAACUCUAUCAUGCAACUUUAUCAUUUAUGCAACGAGGAUAACGGAGUCUCCUCGAGGGCAGAUUCAAGAUUCCGCGACCACUACGCUGCUUCUCACACAUCCGUUGAGCAAUAAAAAGAUAUAAUCCCGUUAAGAUUCCUGGUCCCUCGUCAUGAUCCUCUUGAUUGAUGACGUUGGAAGCAAAGAAAGGCGCAUUCAAAAUUUUUGCGUAAUAUGUUGAAGCAAAAAGAUAUAUCCAUAAAGUAACAUUUGCAAUCAAUUGAUCGGAUAUGUGAGAUAAUUUGAAACCUUUCCAACUUAUGUGAACAGGCUGUGCUAGUGUGCAACUGAAGCGAGAGAAAUAAGAGCCCUUUGCGGAAGUUAAAUUCAAACUGAAGGAGAAUAUUAUAAUGCUCGUGAUGUGUGUGAUAUUUUUAUGUCAAAUGCAUGUAACCGGCCUAUCGUACGCGGCGAACUAAUCUUCCACGUCAAACCAAAAAAAUUAAUUUGGCUCUAUGUAGUAAGUAAAUCGAAGUUUUAUUUUAAUUUAAUC